UCAAGUUCUUCUCAAAGUUUUCUCUUUAUUCUCAUGGUAUCAGAGCCUUGUAAACCUUAACAGGUUCUACAAUGGCGACCUCGUAUCCAUUCCCUGACAACAUUCAUGUCACGAGUACAAUUACUAUCAAGCUCAACAACACAAAUUAUCUCCUUUGGAAGACUCAGUUUGAAUCUCUCUUAUCGUGUCAAAAACUCAUCGGGUUCGUAAACGGUGCCGUGACAGCUCCUUCUCGUACCACCUCGACAACAAACGACGCAGAGGUUCCUAAUCCACAGUAUGAGGCCUGGUUCUGCACAGAUCAACUCGUCAGAUCGUGGCUUUUUGGUACUCUGUUUGAAGAAGUCCUCGGGUAUGUUCAUAACAUUCCUACCUCUAGAGAUGUCUUGCUUUCUUUAGCUGAGAACAUCAAUAAGAGUAGCAUUUCUAGGGAAUUUGCUCUUCGCCGUAGCCUAUGGGUUCUAGAAAAGAAAGACAUGUCCUUUGCUGCUUAUUGUCGAGAGUUUAUAGCCAUUUGUGAUGCCUUGAGUUCUAUUGGUAAACCAAUAGAUGAGUCUCUGAAGAUAUUUGGCUUCUCAAAUGGUUUGGGUCGUGAUUAUGACCCAAUCGCAACUGUCGUCCAAAGCUCCUUGAGCAAGAUCUCUCCACCAAGAUUCGGUGAUGUGGUUUAUGAAGUUGAAAGCUUUGAAAACAAGCUUCAGUCGUACAAUGUCUCAGAUGCUGUUACUCCACAUCUUGCGUUUCAUGUUCAACAAAGUGGCUAUGGCAACCAGUCGAGAGGAGGCUAUCGUGGUAGAGGUCGUUCUUCAGGACAAAAUAGAGGACAUGGAGGCUACUCCUCUCAUGGCAGAGGUUUCUCUCAACACCGAACAACUCAGCAGUCCUCUGGUGAACGUCCCAUUUGUCAGAUUUGUGGUCGAACAGGACACCUUGCGACUGAUUGCUGGAAUUAUUUUGAUCACAACUAUCAGAGACCUGACGUAGCUCAAGUGUUUUUCUCCCUGCAAAUCUCUGAUGGUAAUGACUGGGUAACUGAUUCUGGAGCUACCGCUCAUGUCACUUCCUCGGCCAUUAAUCUGCAGUCUGCAACAACAUACAAUGGGAAUGACACCGUUCAGGUUGGAGAUGGCACUUACCUACCUAUCACUCAUGUUGGAUCAACUACCAUUGCUUCCUCUACAGAAGGUGGUAGCAAAGGGUCCACGAAAUAGAGGGUUAUACACUUUGGAGAAUCAAGAAUUUGUGGCACUGUUCUCUAAUCGACAAUGUACAGCCUCUGAAGAUACUUGGCAUCAUCGGCUUGGACAUACAAAUUCUCAUGUUCUCCAACACCUCAAGAACAGCAAGGAAGUUAACAUUAAUAAGAGCAGAACAACCUCCAUUUGUGAGCCUUGCCAGAUAGGGAAGAAUAGUAGAUUACAGUUUUUUGAAUCGGAUUCAAGAGUUUUUUGUCCCCUAGAUCAAGUUCAUUGUGAUCUUUGGGGACCUUCUCCAGUUGUAUCUCAACAAGGGUUUAAAUAUUAUGCAGUUUUUGUGGAUGAAUACUCAAGAUUUACUUGGUUCUACCCUUUGAGAGCAAAGUCUGAAUUUUUCUCUAUAUUUAAGAUCUUUACAUCAAUGGUUGAGAAUAAAUUCAAGACAAAGAUGAACGUGUUUCAGAGUGAUGGAGGAGGAGAGUUUACAAGCAAUGUUCUUAAGCAGUUUCUCUCAGAAAAU
Messenger RNA from Camelina sativa (false flax), 1716 nucleotides. NCBI's taxonomy places the organism in Eukaryota, Viridiplantae, Streptophyta, Magnoliopsida, Brassicales, Brassicaceae. The record is from RefSeq and is a predicted model, not a curated record.